Messenger RNA from Malassezia pachydermatis, 2511 nucleotides. RefSeq names its product arm repeat-containing protein. The coding region runs from base 1 to 2511 and encodes 836 amino acids. Lineage: Eukaryota; Fungi; Basidiomycota; Malasseziomycetes; Malasseziales; Malasseziaceae. The transcript has a single exon. The record is from RefSeq and is a predicted model, not a curated record. Gene Ontology annotation, biological process: protein import into nucleus; ribosomal large subunit biogenesis.
AUGCCGAAAGCACGGCCGGAUGUAGCGCGGCGCGCUCAGCGUGCGCGACGACAUGAUCCUAUGCACAGGCCUAGCAUCGAAGUCCAAACGCCCUCGGCUGCGCAAAUCAUCCCGGCGUUGGCGAGUCUCGGUACAGAUGCAUCGGCACCUGCGAUUGAGACGGGGGACAAAGUAUGGGCCUUGGCUUCCGUCUCUACGCUGCUAGUCGAGGACGAUGCAAAGCAUCGUCAGCUUCUCCUGGACAACAAAGUGAUUCCACGUGUCUUGUACGCCUUGGCCUCCGAUACAAACCUCGAAGUACGCCGCGAGGCAAGUGGUGCGCUGCGCAAUUUGUGCGUGGGCAGCACCGACGAUGUCCUCGCGCAGAUUGUCAACAAGGGGGGUCUAGAGACGGUGCUACAAGUGUUGCGGUGGGCCGCACUGGGUUUGCAGAACCAGGAGCAGCGCCUGGAACGUGCACGAGCGCCGCUGCUGGCGGAACGUGAGCGCCUGCUGAGCAAGCCUGUGGAACAGAUGAAUCGCAAAGAACGACGGCAAGCGGCCAAGCUCGCGCAGGGCAAAUUGCCGUCGGCUACCGCCGGUGCGACCGCCGAAUUUGUAGGCGAUGAUGCGCAAGAUACCCUGGACGUGCAUGGUUGGGGCCAUGAUGUGAUGACAUCGUUGGCCGCUAUGGAUUCAGCCGCGGCGCAGUGCUUGGCCGAGCUGUGUGUCAAUGUCGUGACGUCGCUUGCGUGUAUGUGCGAGGCGAGUGAGAAGUAUGUGGCGCGGGCGCUGGCCUGGGACUGGUCGGAGCCGUCGUCGCCGUCGCCGCUCGUCGCGGAAGCGCUCAGUGCAUGGCUCUGUCAAGCCGUGCACGUAGGCACGUUGGCCAGUACGCAUGCAGAGCAGGUGCCGCAUGGCGCAGAGUGUGCGCGCGCCUUGGUACAGUGGGGACUGGCCAGUGCGCAAGUCCUUGGCUCCCUCACCGACGAAGAUACCACCGGCUUUGCGCGCGGCAUUGCGGGCGAGCGCAGUCGUACGCCUUCGCCGGCCGCGGCUCGUGCCACGCCAGCCCAGCUGCUGGAAGCACAGAAACGCGGCGAAGGGCGGCUGCAGCAGCUGACAUCGGCGGGAGCGCUUUUGCGUACAGAUGCGUCGCCUGCCGUAGCGAUGCUUGGUGCCGCGGCGAAUGCGGCGUUGGUUCGUGUGUAUACGUCCUUGCACGACACAGGGGAAGGCGUCGAGGAGGACGAGGACGGUCCGGCAGACGACAGCCUCGAUCCUAUGUGCACCACCACGUCGGCCAUGCCGCUGUCCGAGUACGUGGAGCAGGCGUUGGUCGCGCAGUUGGGCCCUGUGCUGGUGCACGCCUCGACGUCGACCUUCGCCGGGGAGGAACAGCACGUGGUGGAAGUGUGCUUGGAGCUCGCGGCGGAUGUGGCAGGUGCCAUGGGCCUUGUCUUCUCUACGCGUGUCGAUCCAGAUGCGAUGGACGACGACGCGGAGGUCGAUGCUGCCGCGCGUCUGCAGCGCUUCACGCCCGUAGCAUGGCUUCACUCGUCGUGGACCGAGGCGCUCCUUCGUCUCGCGACGCCGACCGACGCGUCGCAGCACACGGACGCGGCAGGCAUGCAUGCACGUGCCAUUGAAUCACGCGCGUUGGCCGCGCUGCACAAUGGCCUGUGGCGCCUGGCGUCCCAAGCGCCGCCGCCGCCUUCGCAGUGGCCCGAGGACGAGGAGGCCCUAGCGCACAUUGCCGCAUGGCGUGCGUGGGUCGGCACGACGUACCUGAACGAUGACGAAGAAGAGCAAGGAGGCAUGGCAGGCCCGACGGCGGCUCAGACGACGUUGCAAACGCUGUGGACGCGUGUGUUUGAGACGGCGGCUUCGUGGGCAGGCGUAGAGAGUGUUGCGAAUGCACCGAUGACGACGCCGACCACGGCCAUGUCGAGCACGUCGACCGCUGGAUCGCUGGCGUCCGAUGGCCUGGCGAUGGUGAGUACGUGCCUUGGAUGUCUUUGGUCGAUGGCACGGAUCCUGGAAGGGCAGUUGCCAUUGACGCAAGGCGACGAGAUUGCUACACCAGUCCAGGCGCUCAUGGCCGCGUACCACUCGGCUCAUCAGCCGGCAGUGCGUGUCCAGUGCAUUGGCACGCUGGCCGUGCUAGCCCGAUCGCAAUGGUACCGUUACGAGACCAAGGGCAUGACGACGACGAGGCCGCCGCCAGCAUACCACGCCGUGUACGUGCGCCUCGCUACAUUCUGGCUCGAGAUCUUGCAACAGGGCCCAGACGCCGAGACCCUGAUUGCCGUGCUGAAUGCCAUUGUCGAUACGUACGCCAACGAACUAGCGCCCUGGGACUCGGUGUACACGGAGGCGCAUAUGCAAGCCGCGCUGACGCAGCGCCUGCCGAGCAUCACCGCGGUGGCCAAGCAGGUGAAUCGGCGUGUGGAUGCGCCGCUGUAUGCGGCUCUGAUGGACAGUGUACAGAAUCUACGGGCGUUCCUCGCGUACCGUGCGAGUCUGGCGUGA